AUGGCUCGUGUCGCCGCCAUAGUGGUGCUGGUGCUCCUCCUACAGCUAGCCUCCUCGUACCCCGUCGCGGCCCGCGCCGAUGCUGCCGGCGUGCUUGGCCGCAAGGCCGGCGUCGUCGUUGACGAGCCUCCCGUGGAGAACGCGCCGGUUGGGCCGGGGAGGUACGCCGUCAUCUUCGACGCCGGCAGCACUGGGAGCCGGGUGCACGUCUUCAGGUUCGACAGGCAGAUGGACCUCCUCCGCAUCGGCGAUGAGAUCGAAUUCUUCGCCAAGGUGAAACCAGGCCUGAGCUCGUAUGCUGGACGACCCCAAGAGGCCGCGAAGUCCAUUCUGCCUCUUCUUGACAAGGCCAAGAGCAUUGUCCCUUCAUGGCUUAUGAAAAGAACCCCUCUUAAGCUUGGAGCGACUGCUGGAUUACGCCUUAUCGGAAAUCAACGAGCAGACCAAAUUCUUGAUGCGGUCAGAGAUCUUGUCCACAAAAAGAGCAAAUUUCAGUACAAGCCCAACUGGAUCAAUGUUCUUGAGGGAUCUCAGGAAGGAUCCUACCUAUGGAUUGCUCUGAAUUAUUUGCUGGAUAAACUGGGAGGGGACUAUUCCCAGACGGUAGGCGUGAUUGAUAUGGGCGGUGGAUCGGUGCAAAUGGCCUAUGCUGUCUCUCCAUAUGCUGCUGCGAGAGCACCCACGGUGCCUGAUGGCGAGGAUCCCUAUAUUACCAAAGAGUAUUGUAAAGGAAAAGAGUACAAUGUAUAUGUUCACAGCUACUUGCGCUAUGGUUCCUUUGCAUCACGAGCGGAGAUUUUGAAGUCCAAGAACGGACCAUUCAGCUUCUGCAUGCUGCAUGGAUUUAGUGGUAAAUACACCUAUAAUGGACAGCAAUACGAUGCAACUGCUAGACCAGAAGGAGCAUUAUAUGAGACAUGUAGGGAAGAGAUUGCCAAGGCAAUGAAUCUGAAGGCACCAUGCAAGACAAAGAACUGCACCUUCGGUGGUGUGUGGAAUGGGGGAGGUGGAGCUGGCCGAAACAAUAUCUACGUCGCAUCAGGCUUCUACUACCUUGCCUCACAUGUUGGGUUCAUAGAUAGCAAAGCUCCCAGCGCGAAGGCCGCUCCUGCCGCACUCAGGGCUGCUGCUAAGAAGGUUUGCCAAUUGGAUGUCAAGAAAGCAAAAGUUGACUACCCUAAUAUUUCUGACAGUGAUGUGCCAUACUUGUGUAUGGAUCUUACUUACACAUACACAUUGCUCGUUGACGGCUUCGGUCUGCAGCCAACGAAAAAGAUCACAUUUGUAUCCAAGGUGAAGCAUGGAGAAUACUACAUCGAAGCAGCAUGGCCUCUGGGUACUGCUAUUGAGGCCGUGUCACCGAGAAAGCAGAUCGGAAACUAA
Miscanthus lutarioriparius is the source of this 1383-nucleotide messenger RNA. Lineage: Eukaryota; Viridiplantae; Streptophyta; Magnoliopsida; Poales; Poaceae. The record is from the annotation of a GenBank genome assembly.